AUGUUAAUACAGAAAGAGGAAAAGGGGGCAUCAAGAUUAGGGAGGGGGUGUUCUCACGGUGGUGUGGGGUUAGCCAUUGGACCCUUCGCAAAGGCCCCAAGGGCCGUGUCACCCGGGAUUGGCAAGCGAAGCACGUUACAGCUAGGACCCACGAUGGUUACGAUUCUGGCGGAAGGUGCGAGCCACGGGGAGGAGGCGCAAGGCUUGCACGUUCCGUGCUGCUCGCCACUCCCCGAGGCCAAGGACGGGGUAGAACCGUCAUUCCAGGAUUUGCAGUUCGAUACAUUUCCAUUAUGUUACCCAGCCAAACCAGCCACCUCAUGUGCCAAAGUCAAACGAUUUGAACCUACGACCAGUCAGACAGCCGACCGCUCUACCACUGACCUACUGAGGAACAACGGACUUAAGUUUAAGUUAAGGAAGCCGACUCUCGUUCUUUGGACACCAACCUAUGACCGAACAAAAAAGGGUUCGUCACUCUUUUUCACAUACACCGAGAGAAAAGGUUAUGAUAACAAGCCCCUCCUCGGCCGGAGAGCCUCCACGACAAGAGGCGGCGUGACGGUCGCUGGUGGUUGCAUGCGCAGUGGGGUUCCUCGGGGUGGAAGCGGUGGUGAGCGAGGUGGAGGAGGUCAGUGGCGACUAGGGUGGAGGCUAGCAGCGCGGAGGGAGUUAAUGGCGGCUAGGGUGAAGGUCAGUGGCGCGACCGAAGCCCGUGAUGGCUGGCUGCGCCAGUUUGGUGAAACAGUGGUUUGCAGUGAAGUAGGGAGCUGGAGAGGCUACCAAUGCGGUUCCGGAGGGUGUGCGGGCUCAAGUGAAGGGUUGAGGGAAGGAGGUCGCGGGAAAUGGAGGCUGCACUGGAGGGGUUGUGAUGGGUGGCCUGGAGCUGUGGUGGCUGGCGUGGUGAGGAGAGGGGUUGCGACUGUGUGA
Messenger RNA from Sphenostylis stenocarpa, 930 nucleotides. NCBI's taxonomy places the organism in Eukaryota, Viridiplantae, Streptophyta, Magnoliopsida, Fabales, Fabaceae. The record is from the annotation of a GenBank genome assembly.